Messenger RNA from Adineta ricciae, 1665 nucleotides. The record is from the annotation of a GenBank genome assembly. NCBI's taxonomy places the organism in Eukaryota, Metazoa, Rotifera, Eurotatoria, Adinetida, Adinetidae.
AUGACAUCAUCAUCUUCAUCGUCUAAUCAUCGACAUCAUCGUCAGCUAGAUACAAGUCUUGAGCGUCAAGCUCGUCUAGCUGCUGCGAAUGCUGUUGCAACUUAUUUUUCUUCUCCUUCUCCUCCUUCUUCUUCUUCAUCUACACGUCGACAACGUUCGGCAUCAUUAAAUACUACUUUUGACCAGACUCAUUGGCAACCGGCAUCUUAUAACACAUCGCAAACGCCUUCUUUACAUCAUUUAAUCAUUGAUUCUCAUUCAGCCGGUCACGUUCAACAGCAGCAACAGCAACAGCAACAACAAAGUCAACAGCCCCAUUCAACAACAAUAGCAAAUAUGGCAUUAACAGCUGAACGUGACGCUUAUUUACAACUGGCAGCCCAUUCGAUGGAACGUUCGGAACAGCUCACGUCACAUUUUAAUAUUCGUUCACCUAAAGCUUAUGGUGGUUAUGUUCCAACACAACCUCACUCUGGUGCAUAUGAUCAAUCGAGAGCAACAUUCAUAAAUGGACACCAUGCGAUUGUUAAUAAUGGUCUCUCUCCAUCAUCGUCAUCAUCUCAUCAAACUCAACAACAUCUCAGUGAUACAAAUUUGUAUAUAAAAAAUUUAUCACCUGACUGUUCUGAUCAAGAUCUUGCUAAACUAGUAGAAGGCUGUGGAAAAGUUAAGUCAAUGAAAGCAAUCAUUGAUAAACAAACAAAUAAAUGUAAAGGAUUUGGUUUUAUCGAUUUUGAAACGAACGAAGAUGCGCAAAUGGCUAUAGCUCAACUACAAAAGCAAGGCUAUGCAGCUCAACUGGCUAAAUCUUCACAACAACAAGAACAAGACACAACAAAUUUAUAUUUUGCUAAUUUGGAUCCACAAAUGACUGAACAAGAUUUACGACAAGCACUUAGUCAAUAUGGUACUGUUGUUAGUGUACGUAUUUUGCGGGAUCAACAAAAACAGUCACGUGGUGUUGGCUUUGCGCGUAUGAAUGACAAAGAGCAAUGUCAGGCAAUUAUUAAUCGAUUCCAUAAUCAGAAUUUUCCAGAUUUUUCUGAUAAACACGUACAUGUUAAAUUUGCUGAUGCAAAUAACAAAAACAAAAAAAUGUAUAAAACAGGCUUUGAGGAUAUGAAAAGUGGUCAUCCAAUAUAUUCAAUGGAUCAAACUGUUUCAUAUUCAUCACCAGCUGUUGUGUUUCCUCCGUGGUCCCCAAUGCCAGCUGCGCCGAUGCUUUCUCAACAAGCUUCAAAUCAACAACAAGCACAACAGGCACCACAAACUAUUGUCUCCGGUCCACCACCGCAUCCACAUCAUGCAGCACAUCAUCAAAUGUAUGCACAAGCAGCACAACUUCGACCGCCAUUAGGUGUAUUCAAUCCAUCUAUUCCGUCCUAUAUGCACUUGUCACACGGGCCAGGUCCGGAGUCUGGUGCAGCAUUUGUAGUGCCAAUGCAGCAAUUACAACAAUUACAAAUUGCUAACGGCCACCCGGGAGCCUUUUGUCUGGUAAAUCCACCGCAUCCGCAUCCACAUCCACAUGCACAUCCGCAUCCUCAUGCUGCAGCCGCACUUUUUAUGCAAGCACCACAACCAACAGCUGCACCACCACCUCAACCACAACAACAAUCAGCACCCCCACCGACACAAAACGAUCCAUCACAAGAUCUAUCGUAG